Messenger RNA from Zingiber officinale, 1318 nucleotides. Its product is annotated as syntaxin-132-like. Gene Ontology annotation, molecular function: SNAP receptor activity; SNARE binding. NCBI's taxonomy places the organism in Eukaryota, Viridiplantae, Streptophyta, Magnoliopsida, Zingiberales, Zingiberaceae. Bases 185 to 1099 code for a protein of 304 amino acids. Gene Ontology annotation, biological process: vesicle fusion; exocytosis; intracellular protein transport. Gene Ontology annotation, cellular component: SNARE complex; plasma membrane; endomembrane system. The transcript has 14 exons. The record is from RefSeq and is a predicted model, not a curated record.
CAACUUAAGCAACACUAGACAGAAAGGGAAAGGCGUCGGCCACCCCGAUCGAGACCACCACCGCUGCCACCUCCACCAAACUUGCCUUCCCUUCGAUUCCUCGCACCGAUUGCUUCCCAGAGGGCUCAUCUCCUCCUCCGGAUCUCGACUUGGCUACUCGUCUCUACGUUCGUCCACCGCCAGGAUGAAUAACCUCCUAUCGGAUUCUUUUGAACUCCCUCGAGGAGAACCUUCAAGAGAUGCCGACAUUGAAUUAGGACAGCAGCCUCCAGUUAGUGUUGCAGAACAGGGACUGGAAGUCUUUUUUAAGCAGGUUCAAGUAAUCGAGAAACAAGUUGACAAGCUUUCAACUCUAUCAAAGAAUCUUCAGUCAGCAAAUGAGAGAUCAAAAACUUUUACCAAGGCUUCUGACAUGAAAGCAAUCAAGCAACAAAUGCAGAAAGAUAUUGAUGAGGCAGGGAAAACUGCACGUUUAGCAAAGUCAAAAUUUGAAGAACUGGAUCGAGAUAAUUUAGCAAAUAGGCAAAAGCCUGGAUGUGGGAAAGGAUCGAGUAUAGAUCGUUCCAGAACUGCAACAACUGAAGCACUGAAACGAAAGUUGAAAGAUCGCAUGUCUGAAUUUCAGACUCUAAGGGAAAGAAUCCAGCAAGAAUAUAGAGAAGUUGUAGAAAGAAGAGUUAUUACAGUUACGGGUAAUCGGCCUAAUGAAGAGACUAUUGACCAGUUGAUAGAAACAGGCAAUAGUGAACAAAUUUUUCAGAAUGCCAUUCAAGAACAAGGACGGGGCCAGGUAAUGGAUACCCUUGCAGAAAUCCAAGAGCGUCAUAACACUGUCAAGGAUCUAGAGAGGAAGUUACUUGAGUUGCAACAGAUUUUUAUUGAUAUGGCAGUGCUAGUUGAUGCUCAAGGGGAAAUGCUGGAUAACAUUGAGACCCAGGUUUCAAGUGCCGUGGAUCAUGUUCAAUCUGGGACGGUUGCUCUACAAAAAGCAAAGACACUCCAGAAGAACUCUCGCAAGUGGAUGUGCUUUGCCAUACUUAUUCUCCUACUAGUCGUCGUUAUAAUCGUUGUCACAGUCAUUAAGCCAUGGAGCAAAUGAAGAACGCUAAUCCAAGCGCCAGUCUUGGCGAUGUAAUAAAAUCAGGCUGGCAGUUCAUUAGCGAUGUGUUGCAGUUGAGCUGGAAAGUCACUCUUCAAUUUUGAUUGAAAGCCACUCUUCGUUCAAUUUUGAUUGAUUUUUACUGGUUGAGUCAGAAUGUAAAAUGUAAACUGGAUGUUGUUGCUCUAACCUAUAUAUAUAUUUUUAAUAUUUCAGAUA